CCUCUCUGACUGACUCUCUCAAAUUGAAUCUCAAGUUCCUUUUCUUUCUUUUUGAUUCUGCGAUCAAAUUCCGACGAACAAAACUCUCUUGCUUCCGCCUGUUUCUUCCGUCCGAUGCAUCUUCUCGAUUGAAUAAUUAUAUCCACCGCAAUUUUAUCACCGGAGGAAUCAGCUCUCAUCUUUCUUGGUUUAGCUCGAUGUUCGCCAGAAAAUUUCUGCAGAAAUCCUCCGGCGCUCACAAUCCUCCUCCUCCUACAGCUCCUCCGCCUCGGGGAUGUUUGGUAGCAGAAGACCUGGAGCCCCAUAUUGUCACCCACUGUGGGAUUCCUUCCACGGCAUCUCUUCUUGCCUUUGACCCUAUUCAAUGUCUCUUGGCUGUGGGAACAUUAGAUGGAAGGAUAAAAGUCAUUGGUGGUGAUAAUAUCGAGGCGAUUCUUGCAUCUCCUAAGCAGUUACCUUUCAAAAACUUGGAGUUCAUGCAGAACCAAGGCUUUCUGGUCAGCAUCUCAAAUGAAAACGAGAUUCAGGUUUGGGAUUUGGAUCUUAGGCAACCAGCAUCAAGCUUACAAUGGGAGUCAAACAUUACUGCGUUUGCAAUUCUUCAUGGCACUGGAUAUAUGUAUGUUGGCGAUGAGUACGGUAUGGUGUCUGUUCUAAAAUACAGUGCUGACGAAGGGAAAUUAGUGCAGCUUCCUUAUUAUGUGCCAACUGAUGCUUUAGCUGAAGCAGGGGGGCUUUCAUCUCCUAUUGAUUAUCCGGUUGUUGGACUUCUUUCUCAGCCUUGUUCAAGGGGAACUAGACUGUUGAUUGCAUUUUCAAAUGGAUUGCUUUUUCUUUGGGAUGCAUCAGAAGAUCGUGUCAUGUUAGUACGAGGAAACAAAAAUCUACCCGUGGAGGGUAACACAGUCGGUGAUUCUUUGGACGCCUCACAUGAUGAGCUUUCUGAUCUUGAACUCGACGGAAAGGAGAUAAGUUCUUUGUGUUGGGCAUCAACCGAUGGUUCAGUUCUUGCUGUUGGCUAUGUGGAUGGGGACAUAUUAUUUUGGGACUUUUCUGAUGGACAAAAGGGGAAGCCAUCUAAUCACGUUGUUAAGUUACAGUUGUCUUCGGCUGAGAAAAGACUUCCUGUCAUUGUUAUGCAUUGGUGUUUGGAUGUAUCCCGCAAGGGUAGUGGUGGAAAACUCUUCAUCUAUGGUGGUGAUAUCAUUGGAUCUGACGAAGUACUUACGAUGUUAGGUCUUGAUUGGUCUUCUGGUAUGGGAGGUCUGAAAUGUGUUGGGCGUGCUGACCUGACCCUUAGCGGUUCAUUUGCUGAUAUGGUCUUGUCUCCAAUUGCCAGUUCAAGGCAAAGUGGGAUGUUUUUAUUUCUGUUGACAAAUCCAGGACAAUUGCAAGCAUAUGACGAUACCUCCCUGGCUUCUCUGAUGUCUCAGAAAGAAAAUAAGAUUUCCGUUCCUCCGCUGCCAUAUCCUAUGGCUGUACCAACAAUGGAUCCACAUAUGACAGUGGCAACAUUUGCUGCAUUAAAUGUGAAUGAUAAAACGUCACUAGCCCUUUCUGAGAUAGUCUUAGCUGCAAAAGCUCGAACUCCACGUACUCCAUCCGGGGAGAGUACACAGUGGCCUCUGACAGGUGGUGUUCCAAGCCACCUUGAUGAUUACAAGCUUGAAAGACUGUACAUGGCAGGUUAUCAAGAUGGGUCUGUGCGAAUAUGGGAUGCAACCUAUCCAUGCCUGUCUCUUAUUUAUGUACUGGAGCCGAAGGCAAAUGUUUUUGACAUAACUGGAGUAGAUGCAUCAGUAACGGCAUUUUGCUUCUGCUCUAAGACUUCUUAUUUGGCUGUUGGUAAUGAAUGUGGUAUGGUUCGCCUAUUCAAGCUGGUCGGCCACAAAAGUGGGGGAACUGUGGAAAUUGUUACCAACACUGACAAGAAAGCUCACCAUUUGCAUCAAGAAGAUGGUCCUCAAUGGUUGGCUGCAUUUGCCUUUCUGAAUUCCCCAGUAUGCACCCUGCAAUUUGUACAGUCUACAAGAAGGCUUGCCGUGGGAUUUAAAUGUGGCAAGGUUGCAAUGCUCAACAUUGGUGUGCUAUCAGUAAUGUUUGUUACAAAUAGCUUAUCUGACUCAGGUUCCCCAAUCAAGUCACUCUAUGUGAAAUCCUCUUCAGCUCCAACCAACUCAAAAAGUGAUCCAACUGAUCACAAUUCCAUAAAUUCUGAAGAUGAUUUAAUCUUGUGUGCAAUGAACAAGGAUGGGCAGACCAAUCUUUUGGAUGGCAAUACUGGGAAAAUACUCGCCUCAUGCUUGAGACCUCAAAAGAACCCAACUGCAAUUUGCAUGCACAUUAUAGAGGAUUGCUAUGAGAUUUCUGAAACGCCCAGUGAAAAACCAGGUGGAAAAGUUUCUGGGAAGGAGAAACAUGAGAACAAAUCUCAUAUAAUCAUUGCCAGUGAGAAUCAUUCACCAAAUGGUGAACAGAAUGCUAUCACAGAAACGAAACUUGUUGAUCAGGGAUUUGUGAACUCAUUAUUUCUCAUGUGUUCUGAGGAUGCUCUGCACUUGUAUUCUUUAAAGUCUUUACCUCAGGGAAGUCUUGAGAGAAAUAUGGAGGUAAAUCUUCCAAGGCCGUGUUGCUGGAUGGGAAUCCUAAAAAAAGAUGGAAGGGAAUGUGCAGUACUCCUGCUUUACAAAACAGGGCAUAUUGAAAUAAGAUCUUUUCCUAAUCUGGAAGUUGUGGGAGAGAGCUCUUUGCCCUCACUUCUUAGGUGGAACUUCAAGCCUAACAUGGAGAAGACAGUAUGUUCAGAUGAUUUCGGCCAUGUCGUCUUGGUAAAUGGUUGUGAAGUCGCCAUCCUUUCGUUGUUGGCCAGCGCAAACGGCUUUAGGGUCCCAGAAUCUUUACCUUUGCUUCAUGACAAAGUCCUUGCAGCAGCUGCGGAUGCUACCUUUAGCCAUAUCUCUGCUCAUAAAAAAAAUCAUGAUGCUCCCAAAUUCCUAAGUAACAUUAUAAAAGGCUUCAGAUCAAGCAGUGAACAGAAGGUGGACCACGUACAAGAUUUUUCCCACCUGGGGAACAUCUUUUCUAAUCCACCAUACUUAAAGCCUUCUGAUAUCGGUGGCGACGACGAAAAGAUUGUCGAGCUAAACAUUGAUGACAUCGAGAUAGAUGAACCUGUGGUCAUCUUGCCUUUGACAGAGAAAGACAAAAAAGAAAAGAAAGAUAAGAGAACAGAUAAGGAAAAACUGUUCGACGGUGCAUCCAGUGAUGCACAACCCAAAACGAGAACUGUGGAUGAAAUUAAGUCCAAAUACAGAAAAGCAGGGGAAACCUCUGCAAUAGCGUCACAAGCAAAGGACAAACUUCUUGAGCGUGGAGAAAAACUCGAGAGAAUCAGCCAACGCACAGCUGAGCUUCAAGACGGGGCUGAGAACUUUGCAUCCAUGGCACAUGAACUUGCUAAGCAAAUGGAGAAGCGAAAAUGGUGGAACAUAUGAGAAAGUUGCAGUCAUUGUGGGUUUUUUCGUAUAUAAAUUAAUGAUCUUUUGAUUUCCACAGGUGAAAACUCUCUUUCAUAAUAUUUGUUCUCAAUCGAAUCUGUAAAAUAGAUUGACCAAAGGGAGCAACCCUUCUAACUUGAGAAGUUGCUUGUGAGCUGAUUUGAGCUUUCGUUUCCCUUAUUUAUGAGAGACUGUCGUUCUCUUUCAGAAUGUUUUCUCUACUUUCAUUUGAUUAAAACCUCAAUUUAUAAUCUA
This is a messenger RNA of Capsella rubella, 3752 nucleotides long. RefSeq lists its product as uncharacterized. Gene Ontology annotation, cellular component: plasma membrane; cytoplasm. Gene Ontology annotation, molecular function: GTPase activator activity; myosin II binding; syntaxin binding. Bases 198 to 3494 code for a protein of 1098 amino acids. The transcript is spliced from 24 exons. The record is from RefSeq and is a predicted model, not a curated record. Gene Ontology annotation, biological process: regulation of exocytosis. NCBI's taxonomy places the organism in Eukaryota, Viridiplantae, Streptophyta, Magnoliopsida, Brassicales, Brassicaceae.